Ostertagia ostertagi is the source of this 444-nucleotide messenger RNA. Lineage: Eukaryota; Metazoa; Nematoda; Chromadorea; Rhabditida; Trichostrongylidae. The record is from the annotation of a GenBank genome assembly.
AUGUCGGUUCAGAUCAUGGAUAUGCAAAAAAGGAUUCCCGUCAUUCCACCAGCCGUCUCCUCUUUUAUUGUGAAGGAGGUGUUGAAAAAUGAGGCUGUUCUCAUAAGAGGAUGCAAGAAUAGGAUGAUGGCGUCGAACGUCAUGAGGAAGGAAUUGUGGCAAAGGAUCGCGUUGGAAAUCUGGAGGAAUUUCAACAUACAUCUGACGCCAAUCCAGCUCCAAAACCAUUUUAAUAAUCGCAAGAAGAAAGUGAUGGCCGCUGACUCCUUACAGAAGAAGUACCAGUGCAAGACCGGACUAGGAAGACUCGAGGCUGUAGAGCGUUCUAUUGAUGAGACACGGAGCGCUUUCGGUGACGACGACGCUGAAUUACAUCGCGUUAUUUCGCUGGAGCAAUUGCAGCGGUGGGAAUGCAGUGAGAUGAUCAGCGAGACCGGAAAAUAA